UCCAAACUCCAUCGAGUUUCAUUUUUACAACACAUCAUGUUAAUGGUACCCAAAAACUCAUAUUUCAUUUUUGUCUUGGUGAUCAUCCUAAAUUGUAUCACCCUUUGUGUGUCUCAAGAUAUUCUAUCCCCUAUAAUAUGCGAUGGUAACGCGAAUUUCACUAUAAAUAGUACGUACCAAAAUAAUCUUGAUGACGCUUUGUCGUCUUUGACGUCUGAUACCAGCAUCAGAUACGGGUUCUACAACCGGUCUGUUGGUCAAACCCCUGAUCAAGCCAAUGUGAUCGCGCUAUGUAGAGGUGACGUUGAGCCAGCUGACUGUCGGGGGUGCAUAAAUGAAGCUAGUUCAAGAAUACGAGAUACUUGCCCAAACCAAAAGGGUGCAGUUGGUUGGUAUAUUGAUACAUGUAUGUUAAGGUACUGUAAUGUGACCAUUUUGGGAACUAAUCCAGACACUAGUCGUAUACGCGAAUUGAUUAACAUUAGUAACGCGACCAACGUGGACCAGUUUAACCAAGCGCUCAACCAGCUGUUGGAUCAACUUAGAACUGAAGCUUCAAGUGGUGGAUCACUUCGUAAAUACGCAACAAACAGCACGAACGGACCUGGGACGACAAGGAUCUUUGGGUACAUGCAGUGUACACCGGACUUAUCAGAAAAUCAGUGUUAUAGUUGCUUGGAUAGUGCAGCUGAUGAAGUUUCGAGAUCAUCAGGUUGCGACUCGAGACCAACUGAACCAACAGCUGAUGCUAUUGAUAAAGGUCGCCGUGGAGCAAGGGUUUAUUAUCCUAGUUGCACUGUUAGAUAUGAAAGUUCAAGGUUUCUUAAUGAUACGGUAGAUCUUGCACCACCAUCCCCGCCGCCAACACAGUCAUCCCCACCACCACCACCACCACCACCAUCACCUUCAGGCAGCAGUAGUAACACUACAAUUGUUGUAGUCAUCGCUGUCGUUGCAACACUAAGUCUUGUGAUACUUGUGGUGUUUUUCGUUUGUGUGUUCAUGAGAAGAAAAAGAAAGCAUGAAGCACGUCAACCGGACAGCUUAGUUUACGAGGAAGGAGAUGCCAACGAAAUUAGUACAGCUGAAUCGUUGCAAUAUAGCUUCGGUAUAAUCAAAGCAGCAACAAAUGAUUUCUCAGAGAACAAUAAGCUCGGUCAAGGUGGUUUUGGUUUGGUUUAUAAGGGUAAGUUACAAAACGGACAAGAAAUAGCAGUGAAGAGGUUGUCGAGGGAUUCAGGGCAAGGGGAACAAGAAUUCAAGAAUGAGGUUUUGUUACUUGCGAGGCUGCAACACAGGAACUUGGUUCGGCUUCUAGGAUUUAGCCUACAAGGGUCCGAACGACUUUUGAUGUAUGAGUUUGUACAAAAUGCAAGUCUAGAUAAAUUUAUAUUCGAUCCAACAAAGCGUGUGGUUCUUGAUUGGGAAAGAAGAUACAAAAUUUUAGGAGGUGUUGCGAAGGGCCUUUUGUAUCUACACGAGGAUUCACGACUAAAGAUAAUUCAUCGAGACCUAAAAGCUAGUAACAUUUUGUUGGAUUCCCAGAUGAUUCCGAAAAUCGCAGAUUUUGGUAUGGCAAGGUUGUUCACACCCGAAGAAACCCAAGCUAACACUAGUCGAAUCGUUGGAACAUAUGGAUACAUGGCACCUGAGUACGCAAUGCACGGUCAAUUUUCAGUAAAAUCAGACGUGUUCAGUUUUGGUGUAUUGGUACUUGAAAUUGUAACUGGGCAGAAGAACCACACUUUCCAGAACGGGGUGGUGAUUGAAGAUCUUCUUAGUCAUGCAUGGAAAAGCUGGAGAGAUGGGACGGCCUCAAGUUUAAUCGAUCCUGUAUUGAGAGACGGAUCCAAUUCCCUACGUGAUAUGAUUCGAUGCAUCCACAUUGGUCUAUUAUGUGUUCAAGAAGAUUUAAAUGAGAGACCAACUAUGGCUUCAGUUGUUCUCAUGCUUAGUAGCUUAUCUCUAACCCUCCCGGUCCCUUCAGAGCCUGCCUUUUUUGUGCACACGAACACAAACACGAAUCCUGAAAACCCCUUGUUUGUAGAGUACACUUCAAGUACUAGUCAUCCUAAUCAAUUGAAAAGUAAAUCAAGAUCUUCACAACGGUCUGUAGCAAGUGAUAUUUCUAUAAACGACCUAACUCUCAAUAGAUGA
Molecule: messenger RNA, 2157 nt
Organism: Helianthus annuus (common sunflower)
Lineage: Eukaryota; Viridiplantae; Streptophyta; Magnoliopsida; Asterales; Asteraceae
Product: cysteine-rich receptor-like protein kinase 15
Exons: 9
Coding region: 37-2157 (706 amino acids)
Biological process (GO): protein phosphorylation
Molecular function (GO): protein kinase activity; ATP binding
Source: RefSeq, a predicted model, not a curated record